AAAAGGCUGGGGCUCCGGACAGGCGGGGGCGGAGAAAGAAGAGAAGGAGCUGUAGCUUUUAGGACUUUCAGUGAAAAAGUAGUAUUUUUGCUGUGUGGACAUCUGAGUGAAAAAAGAAGGCGACACCGAGAAGAGAGAGACAAGACAAGGAUUGAAGAACAAAAGUGGGACAGCAGCUGGCCGGGACAUAAGCAGGAAGAGAGAAAGGAAAGAAGAGCACUAGACGAGUAGAUGACUUGUCUGAACAGGAGAGCAAAAAAAAAACCCCAAGAAAACUGAGUGAAGAGGUUGGUAGAGAAACUCAGCAGAAACUCCUGCUCAACGUGAACGACGUCAUAACCCCGCCCACUCGGCAAAAACCGUCAGAAAAGUUACCUGCAAGCUUCCUCCACACAUCCUCUCACCCCGACUUCACCGGACGCUUCACCGGGGGGGAAAGUCCGCCUAAAGUCGGGGUGAACAGAUUCUGCCCUUAUCCCCUUGACACAUGCACCCCAUCCGGACAAUGUAAGGAAACUUUGAGGACUUCCGUUAUGUGUGAAAGGUGCUUCUUGAGCUGAAGUCGACACACUGACAGACAGACACAGACAGACAGAGUUAGCGGAGGAAGAGGAGAAGGUGUGUGGUGUGGUGUGGUGGGUGGGGGCUAAAAAAGCAAACUUAUGAAAGCCCACGAGGAAAACUUUUGACACAAAAGAAAAGGAGGGAGGAAACCAGAGAAAGACAAAGUCAAGGUGACAGAGGGCAGAUAACGGCUGGGUUCGAGACGGGAGGUGAAGGAGGGCUGGCGAGGUGACGUUAGACCGGAGGGGAGAGAGAGGUAUGAGGGGACAGCUCAAGUCACUCUUCUCUCUGGUGAUAACGCUCCUGUGUUUGGGGAGCCUGCUGACCUCUGCCGUCUGGUACUUACUCGACAACAAUGUGGACCAGCGCUUACCAGCCCCUCAGAAGAAAAGCGCCCCCAAGACCUCUGACCUCUGCAAAGGCUGCAAGAAUAUCAUCAAAAAAGUAAUGCAGGGUUACUCUCAACCCUGGACGAAGCAGGAGGACAAAUGUAAAAAAUUCAGAUCUCAGCUGAACAGCAACUGCAAUGGUUUUGACAAAGCCAUCAUUACCCAGGCCAACACUCCGGUGUUAUCCAAUCUCGUUUAUGAUGGGGAAAAGAAGAGGAGCCUCCAGGUGUCUCUGGAGGUUUUCAACACCUUUACAAAGGAGCAUCCUUUCUCAAAUAAAACAUGGGACACGUGUGCUGUUGUCGGGAACGGAGGAAUCCUGACUGACAGCAGCUGUGGAGAGAGAAUUGAUUCAGCUCAGUUUGUCAUGAGGUGCAACCUUCCUCCUUUGGGAAAUGGUUAUGAGAAGCAUGUCGGUGUCAAAACGGACCUCGUGACAGCGAACCCAAGCAUCCUCAUGGAGAAGUAUGGGUCUCUGAUGAAGCGUCGUCGUCCGUUUGUGGAAAGUCUGCAUAUUUACGGCAACUCCCUGCUACUCCUUCCCACCUUCUCCUUUCGCCAAAACACUGCUGUAUGUCUGCGGGCCACCUACAGUAUUGAGGACUUUGGAAGCCCCAUGAGGCCCGUCUACUUUAACCCUGAGUACCUCCAAAGACUGACUGCCUUCUGGCGCGCACAAGGCUUGCGAUCAGUGCGGCUGAGCACCGGGCUAAUUAUGGCUAGCAUAGCUUUGGAGGUCUGCGAAAAUGUGCAUCUGUAUGGGUUCUGGCCCUUCAGUAGUCACCCCUAUGGAUUCUACAACAUAAUGCACCACUAUUAUGAUAACAGAGAAAGUAAAAAAAGAAUCCACUCCAUGCCAGCUGAGUUUGAGCUCUUGUUGCGGUUGCACAGUGAGGGGGUUCUCAAGCUUCAUCUGGGAGAUUGUCAACAAGGAAAAAAGUAGACUAAUGGACUGCUGACGGAACAGAAGCAAAGUGCCUUCUUUGUACCAUCAGGGUAAAGUAAAUCACUCGUGCAGUCUUUCAUAUUAUUUUAAAUUAAUGGACACAAUGAUUGGCUGGUGAUGCCAAGUUAGCUGAACAGCAACUGAAACAUUUGGACUGAUGCAGAAAAUCCAAGACUGAAGAAACGCUGGAUCUAAAACGGACUGCAUUUAUUACCAUGUGUGUUUCCGCUCCAAAGGAACUCCUUUGUGAUGCCCAGGUCUACAGUGUAGUGCCUUAUAUUAACCUGUUAAUGAUGGAAAGUCAUAUAACCAACCACAGAAGCUUUUAAAGAAGCCAUAUUAGGCCCUUUUUGGGGUUCAAAUAUUUAAUCUAUGUACCUACUAAAGUACGUUCACAAUA
This is a messenger RNA of Labrus bergylta (ballan wrasse), 2299 nucleotides long. RefSeq names its product ST8 alpha-N-acetyl-neuraminide alpha-2,8-sialyltransferase 6 (gene st8sia6). NCBI's taxonomy places the organism in Eukaryota, Metazoa, Chordata, Actinopteri, Labriformes, Labridae. The record is from RefSeq and is a predicted model, not a curated record. Gene Ontology annotation, molecular function: alpha-N-acetylneuraminate alpha-2,8-sialyltransferase activity. Gene Ontology annotation, biological process: N-glycan processing; oligosaccharide metabolic process.